CAGAUCUCGAUAUUUGACAUGUAUUUAGAAAUUAAGUUUGUUUUUCAUUCCACGCUGACGAAAUCGCGGGCCACAGUUCGGUGUUAUAUCGAAACGAAGUAUGAACACUGCUCAUUGAAAUAGCAGAUGGGCGGUUAGCCACUUAGUGGAAAGCGAACUUAAGUUUUAGCGGGUCCCGCGAGCGUCGUAUUGGGAGACGGGUGAUGGCGCGCAUGCUCGCGGCCAGAGUUCGGCGUAUCGAACUGGCGCGCGCACCGCGAUGAGACGCGCGGAGUGCAGUCUGCCUCAAGCCCGGAGGCGCGAGGACGUGACGCGUGCAUUGCGAGUGUCGGCGGCAUGCGCGCGUGUGCGUGGUGGGCAGCUCUCGUGCUGGCGGUGGCGCGCGCGCGCGAGCUGGAUCCAGUCGCUUGCUCGGCGCGUUUUGACGUGCAGCGCGACAAGAUCAUCCGCACGGAGGAGUCGCGCGAGAUGGGCGCGCGCUACCUUGCCGAGCUGGACGUGGGCUCGCGCGCCGAGUGCCUGCGUCUCUGCUGCGAGACCGACGCUUGUGACGUGUUCGUGUUCGAAGAGAAGAGUCCUGGGAGUUGCUACUUGUUCGCAUGCGGCCCUCCCGAGGACUUCCGCUGCAAAUUCACGGCGCACGGCAACUUCAGCAGCGGCGUACUGGCGCUGAGCCGGCGGCUGGCCGAGCGGCAGGACCGGCAGCGGCACGAGGAGCAGUUGGCGCGCCUCAGAAAUCCCUCAACAACAAGCAGGCCGGCAGCCACAGCGGUCCUGUCCCCGCGGCCGCCUGGCACCCUGGCGACGCCAGCGGGGCUGCCGCAGCAGCAGGCGUCGCCGACGCAGUCGCAGCAACCACAACAGCCCCGGCGCUGCAGCCGUUACCAGUUCGAGUGCCGACGCGGCGGCGAGUGCAUCGCCGUUUACAACGCUUGCGACGGCGUGCCGCAGUGCGCCGACCAUAGCGACGAGGCGCCCGAGCUUGGUUGUCCCGCACCCGUCGCGCCCCUUGCGCCCGCGGCGCCCCCUGCGCCUGCCGCGACCCCUGCACCUGCCGCGCCUUCUGCGCCCCGUCCGCCGCACGCGCAGGUGGAGCCGGCGGCGGCGGGUGCGGCAGGUGCAGCAGCGACAGGGGGCGCGGCGGAUACUAUGGGUGCGGGGGAAGCUGGGGAUGCGGGGCAGCCGGAGGGCGCGGACGCAGGAGAGCUGUGGCCGUGGAGACUGACGCAGGCUCAGCGUCGCUAUCCCGGUGUGACAGGGCUGGGGGGCGCGGGGGGCGCGGGGGUCGCGGGGGGCAGCACGCCGCACAUCUUCAGCCACCAGGGCGGACUGCUGCAGAGUGGCGCGGUGGCGCCGGGCUGGCCGCGGCGCGCCUGGCCGCUCGGCCCCCCGCCCGGGCCCCCGCCGGACGCGUCUCGCAGCGCAAUGGAUAGCCUCGAUGGCGACGGCGAUGGCGAGGGCGAAGAGACAGGGCGCGGGCCCGCGGUUGCGGAGGGCGCAAGCGGCGGGAGGCACCGCACGCGGCCUGGGCCGUGGCCGGAGGAGAGGCCGGGGGCGUGGCCGGAGGAGCGCCCCAGAGCCUGGCCGGAGGAGCGCCGCGCCUGGCCGGUGCCCGCGCGCCUCAACCCGCAGGAGGCGGGUGUGUACGCGCCCGAGAGGACGAUGCCGGAGCUGCCGCUGUACGUCGCCGCGGAGCCGCAGCGGCCCGCCGCGCCACACGACGCGCCCAAGAAAGGCCUCGAAUUGCUGGCCCCAGGCCCGCGCGCACCGCCCGCCGCCGCGCCCCCGCCCGACCGCACCGAGCCUCAGUCCCAGCCCCAUCCCCAGCCCCAGCCCCAGCCCCAGCCCCGGCUCGAAGACAAAGACACGGAAAAGAAGUUCUUGAAACAAAUGUAUUACACUGGCUUCUUCACUGCAUACGCUGUUAGAAACAAAACUGGCAUGGGUCUGUUUCAUCCCCGUAAACCAUUCAGACGAGUUAACUGCGCGAAACGUAAUCUGUACCGUCUUCUUUUUACCGAGAAGGUGGCGUUGGGGCGGCAGGCGGGGCCGGGGCCGGGGGCGGAGGCGCACGACGGCCCCAGCGAGCGCCCGCCGGCGGCCGUGCUUCUGCUCGUGUUGGUUCAUGAGGAUGAGGGAUUGUAUGUUUUUUUUCGUAUAAUGGAAAAUUGGGUACUAUUACUAUUUAGUCGUGAGAGGCGUCGAGAACGUAAGUACGUUUGGGAAAGGGUAACGCUGCAUUUGUGCGCAGGGACGCUGAUGACGGCGGCGCUGGGCGCGCUGCUGACGUGCCGCGCCCGGGCCGCGCGCUCCCGCCGACGCGCCCACCCGCGUCUCGCGCUCGACGCCGACUACCUCGUCAACGGGAUGUACCUGUAGCAGUCCGCGUCGCCCUCUGCCCCCGCUUUGUAAACCGACGACACUUUCAAAGGUUUUUUUGUUGUAAGAUGGUUAAAUUAAAAGUAAUGGUGGCACGUCAACGGUCCACGAUGCGGAAUGGACGCGAGUCUGAGAAACCAUGUACUACCUACAAAUAGUCAGCGUAACACAGCGAGGCGUGAGGUUAACCUCAUUAUGGUAUGAUUUAAAUAUAAUGUGCAAUACAUUCGUAGUUACUGUUACUGGCUAGGAACAUAUUAUAAUUGUGAAUAUUAAUGUGGUAUAAACAAUUUUCAUUUAUGAUAAAAAUAAAUAUUCAAGGAGAAACGGGUAUUGCUUACAGCGGCAACAGGCGACAGUUGUCCGCUAGAUAACUAGAUAACUAAUUGAAUAAUGUACAAAAGUAAGUGAUACCGCGACGAGAACUAAUAAAUAAAUAUGCGAAUAGAGCAGCCGGAAAAGUUUUUUCUAUAAAACUAUAAGUUUAUUGAACUAUUAGAAAAACUGUGAUAGCUUUAGUCAGCCAGAGCAUAUAUGUAUGUAUGUAUGUGAUUAUUGGCUUUACCUGAUUAUUUAAAUAAUAUUGUUAUCAUUAAAAUCAGUUAGUAGUAGUGUUAUAUAAAUAUCUGAAAUCACUUAUCGUGACUUCUGAUUCAAUUGAAUGUCAUGAAUGUUCUGGCAAGACCUGAAACAGAUGAAAACAGUAUUCACCGACAUGUGGGUGACUUAU
This is a messenger RNA of Papilio xuthus (Asian swallowtail), 3109 nucleotides long. Its product is annotated as collagen alpha-1(I) chain. Lineage: Eukaryota; Metazoa; Arthropoda; Insecta; Lepidoptera; Papilionidae. The transcript is spliced from 10 exons. The record is from RefSeq and is a predicted model, not a curated record. Bases 337 to 2379 code for a protein of 680 amino acids. Gene Ontology annotation, molecular function: protein binding.